This is a messenger RNA of Phyllopteryx taeniolatus (common seadragon), 3734 nucleotides long. RefSeq names its product far upstream element (FUSE) binding protein 1 (gene fubp1). Gene Ontology annotation, biological process: regulation of DNA-templated transcription. Gene Ontology annotation, cellular component: nucleus; cytoplasm. The transcript has 21 exons. The record is from RefSeq and is a predicted model, not a curated record. The coding region runs from base 86 to 2188 and encodes 700 amino acids. NCBI's taxonomy places the organism in Eukaryota, Metazoa, Chordata, Actinopteri, Syngnathiformes, Syngnathidae. Gene Ontology annotation, molecular function: mRNA binding.
AUCUCCCGCGCAUGUAAGCCGCCAUCUUGUCGUGUCGAGGAGGAGAAGAGAGAGACAAGACACAGCUUGCUUGCUUGCUUCAGAUAUGGCGGAUUACAGCAGCGUGGCUCCACCGUCCAGCGGCGGCGGCGGAAUGAAUGAGGCUUUUAAAGACGCUCUCCAGCGAGCACGACAGAUCGCAGCGAAAAUCGGCGGAGAUGGCGUUGCGCCCCCCCCGACGAGCGAGUUUGGCUACGGAGGCCAGAAAAGGCCCCUGGAGGACGCUGGUGGGUAUUUUCCCAUGCCUAACCUGAAUAUCGACCAACCCGAGACGAAGAAAGUGGCGACUAAUGAUGCUUUUUCUGCUAUGGGAGCAAUGGGAGGCCCCCCAAGAUCAAUAUCAGAGGAAUUCAAGGUUCCCGAUGGAAUGGUUGGAUUCAUUAUUGGAAGAGGCGGUGAACAAAUCUCACGUCUGCAGCAGGAGUCUGGCUGCAAAAUACAGAUUGCACCUGACAGUGGAGGUAUGCCCGAUCGAUCAGUGACAUUGACGGGAGGACCCGACGCAAUCCAGGUCGCGGGUGUGCUAGAGCCUAUCCCAGGUGACUCUGGGCAAGAGGCGAGGAUGGCAAAGAGGCUGCUCACGGAGAUCGUCGAGAAGGGACGGCCGUCCCCAGCGUUCCACCACAACGACGGCCCAGGCAUGACUGUUCAGGAGAUUAUGGUCCCUGCCUCGAAAGCUGGCCUCGUCAUUGGCAAGGGAGGAGAGACCAUCAAGAGCCUUCAGGAGAGAGCUGGAGUGAAGAUGGUCAUGAUUCAAGAUGGCCCCCAAAACACAGGUGCAGACAAACCUCUCCGCAUUUCGGGAGAACCCUUUAAAGUUCAGCAAGCCAAAGAGAUGGUGAUGGAGCUGAUCAGAGACCAGGGCUUCAGAGAGCAGAGGGGCGAGUACGGGUCCAGAAUUGGAAGUGGUGGCGAGAGCUUAGACGUUCCUGUUCCCCGGUUUGCAGUCGGAAUAGUCAUUGGCAGAAAUGGAGAGAUGAUCAAGAAGAUCCAGAGUGACACAGGGGUCAGGAUCCAGUUUAAACAAGAUGAUGGCAGUGCACCAGACAGGAUAGCACAGAUAAUGGGUCCUCCUGACCAGGCUCAGCACGCAGCAGAGAUAAUUUCGGACCUGCUGAGGAGCGUCCAGGCCGGCGGGCCUCCGGGCCACGGUGGAGGUGGUGGUGGGGGCGGCAGAGGCAGAGGACGCGGGCAGGGCAAUUGGAACAUGGGGCCCCCUGGUGGCCUCCAGGAGUUCACCUUCACCGUCCCAACCAUGAAGACAGGCCUCAUCAUUGGAAAAGGUGGUGAGACCAUCAAAGGGAUCAGCCAACAGUCGGGGGCCAGGAUUGAGUUGCAGAGGAAUCCUCCUCCCAACUCUGACCCCAAUGUCAAGAUGUUCACGGUCAGGGGCUCGCCUCAGCAGAUCGACUAUGCCAGGCAGCUGGUAGAGGAGAAGAUUGGAGGACCUGUCACUCCAAUGGGUGGACCACAUGGCCCCCCUGGUCCACAUGGAGGUCCGGGCCCACAUGGUCCUCCUGGCCCACCAGGACCACCUGGUGCUCCCAUGGGUCCGUACAACCCCGGGCCUUACAACCAGGGACCCCCAGGACCACAUGGUCCCCCAGCACCUUACCAGCCUCAGGGGUGGGGCAACGGCUAUCCGCACUGGCAGCAGGGCCAGCCUGAUCCAAGUUCAGACAAAGCAGCAGCUGACGCUAACGCCGCAGCGUGGGCGGCCUACUAUGCCCAAUACGGCCAGCAACCUCAGGCUCCCAUGACGCCCACGGGUGCAGCGCCGGGCACCACUCAGUCCAACGGUCAAGGUGACCCACAGGCUGCAGGUCAGAGUGGACAGGCAGAUUACACCAAGGCCUGGGAGGAUUAUUACAAGAAAAUGGGGCAACAGAGUCAACAACCUCAGGACUACACCAAAGCCUGGGAGGAGUAUUAUAAGAAGCAAGGUCAAGCGGCCCCUCAGGCAGCAGCACCGGCGGCCGCUGCGGCCCCCACCACUCAACCCGGCGGCCAGCCGGACUACAGUGCUGCUUGGGCUGAGUACUACCGGCAGCAGGCGGCUUACUAUGGCACGGGCAACCCUCAGACCAUGGGAGCGGCACCACAAGCCCCUCAGUGUUCUCCCCCAACCCCCCCAGACCUUGCACCUUAGGUUCUGCUGCAGUAAUCCAGGUAAGCAAAGCCUAAGGAAACGAUAGUGAAAUACAGUGGAACCUCCAAAGAAGAACUAUAUCCAGAAUUGAAUGGAAAAAUAUGAAUUAGUGUGAUGUUGUGAAACAUCUGUGAGGAUAAAUGCCACAACUGUGCUUUUGCCUUCUGGGUAGGGGGACAAGAAGGGUAGGGUCCCUGUGAUCUUAGCCAUAGAACAGGAAAUGGAACGGCGAUGUCUGAAAAGAUCUGGCUACGGAGUACAAUGGUACGAAAGUGGCAACAAGUGUUCCUAUUUUUCCCAUAUCGCUAGUUUUACCACAGUUUUAUUAUACAGUUAUAAACUUCUCUUUACACACGUCAGUUGAGGACCCCUGCCCCAAUGUUGUGGGUGUAAUACACCCAUUUGAAAGUUGAAUACAAGUUGUUUAGUACUUUUUCCUGUUAUCAACGCAUACAUUGAAAAUGAGUAGUAAUCGACAAUGGGAUGAGUAUUUUUGACACUUGUGGCUAAUUAAACGUGGCCUCAGGUCAGAUUGGCACAGGAACAUGACUCGUGAGAAAGGAACGUGACAGGUUGGUUAAAACUGUCUUCAUGACAACAAUUUGAUGCCAGAACCUAUUCAAAUGAUAAAUGCAUCCCUCUGGUUUGGAAAACAACUUUGACGUGAACCUACGCCACUUAAUUCCGCUUUGGAGGUUCCACUGUCUUGUUUUUCCGAUUUGACCAGGUUUCCAUCCAUGCAAAGAAAUGCUCACCCUGUAAAUGAAAUCAUGCUGAACUGAAAAGUGACACACAUGACUUGUACGACUUUGUGGACUUGACUCAAAAGUACAAACUGGUUGGUUAUGAGGAAGUGCUGUGUAUGUGUGCAUAAUUAUGACACAGACCUUUUAAAUUGUUCGUUUUUGAAUUGUCGUGCAUGUCCUGUAAAGCUGCAGCAGAAGGACAGGGCCAUGAUUUUUUUUGUUUUGUUUUGAAAAAGAAAAUGCGUGAUGUUGACAAAUGUACUCUGGUGGUGUUUAUUCUGCUGUAAAGCACAGUGCUGACGUACUCAUUGAAACACCUUCACUUCUCGCUCACAGUGUUGGAGGACGCUGCAAGCUUAGGCGCUAGAAUCAGAGCCUGUGGUAGUUUCUGCCGAGCGUAGGCCGGGCAAGAGCUCCAGUGCUUAAGGUAAAAAACAAAACAAAAAAACAGAUCAUUAAACAAGUAAUGCAAUUUUUUGUGACUGCAAAAAGUGCAAGUUAGGCAUGUUUUCUGCUCGAGUUGACUGUUUUAACGCUGCCAUAGUGAUUUGAGUCGUUUGAUGGUUGUCAUUUAUAUUUCUAGUCGUCAUGGUUGUUGCAAUGAAUGGUUUAGAAAGUUGGAUGAGGACAGGAACUGAACUUUGAACAUGAUGUGUUGUGUCAUUAAAAUGUCCCACUCAGGCUCUGCGGGUUGGGGGGAGGGUUAUUUAGCAGGAGGAAGCCUUCUAGAGGUAAACAUGCUGUAUUAUAUGCUCACUCCUACUGUCAUGUUCAUUAUUAAUAAAGGUGUCACAAAUGAA